AUGGGACGGCUUAAAGGGGAAAAGCCGAGGCCAGGCGCGGUGGAGGAUGAGAGGCGUUUCCGAAGCCCGUGGGAGCCAACGUCUUCCGGCAUUGCGGUGUCUGGGAAACCCGGCGAAGAGGCGCGCGGAGCCCCGGACCCGGUGCUGCUGCAGACGCAGGUGCAGGAGGGCUUCGGUUCGCUGCGGCGCUGCUACGCGCGGGGCCAGGCCCCGCACCCCCGCCAGGCCGCCUUCCAGGGCCUCUUUCUGCUCUACAAUCUGGGCUCUGUGGAAGCCCUGCAGGAAGUUCUACGGCUGCCUGCCACCCUUCGUGCCUGCCCACCCCUUCAGACUGCUCUGGCUGUUGAUGCUGCCUUCCGUGAAGGCAACCAUGCCCGGCUGUUUCGCCUGCUUCGCACCCUGCCCUACCUACAGAGCUGUGCAGUGCAGGGACACAUUGGCUAUGCCCGCCGCAAAGCCCUGGCCUGUCUGGCCCGUGCCCUGAGCACUCCUAAAGGACAGACCUUGCCUUUGGACUUCAUAGUACACCUUCUGGCCCUGGAUGGACUCCACGAAGCACAGGACCUGUGUCAGGCCCAUGGACUGACCUUAGAUAAAGACAGAGUAAUAUUCCUAAGGGGUCGCUACUCUGAGGAAGGACUCCCACCUCCUGGUACCUGCCACAUAUUAGUGGGAAGCAAGCUGCAGGGACACACCCUGGAGGAAGUGGUCAUGGCAGAGGAAGACAAGGACAUGCACAGACCUGGAUCUCCAGCUUGAGAGGGUUGUCCAAGAACUGGACCAGAGCACCUGGGGCUCUUUUCAUGAUUCCCACAUAAUAAAAGGAACUCAUUUUACAGGAA
This is a messenger RNA of Cricetulus griseus (Chinese hamster), 842 nucleotides long. Lineage: Eukaryota; Metazoa; Chordata; Mammalia; Rodentia; Cricetidae. The record is from RefSeq and is a predicted model, not a curated record.